GUGUUUAUUAGGCACAUCCGCUAUGCCAGGACCUGGGCCGGGUGUCUGCUUGUGGAUUCAAAGGUAGAAAUGAGCUAGUGCCUCCCUUGAAGCAGCAUACAUCCUAGGGAGGAGUGGGACAACACUCACCAUGUUCACAGAUAACUUUUUCUCAGGGACAGCAUGGUCUGAGGUCAAUGGUUACAGCAGCCUAGAGGACACUGGAACCUUAGACGAACCCAGAAGGAUAAAGGGACCCGGGAAAGAGGAUUGUGGGCAGACUCAGCUUCUUGAACUCAGAAGGGGAAGGCCCUCUGGGAAGUCUCUGUGAGCUCAUGUGCCAGCAGGGCUCCUGAUGAUGCCCUCUGGGGCCACCGAGAGCAAGUGAAUUUCCUCUUCUUCAGGACAGUGUUUUGAAAACAUCAAGGUGAUUUGCCCCCGUCUUCUCUUCCCUAGGCUAAACAGCAUCAGUUCCUUCACCAGCCUUGGUCCCUCCUGGUUUCUGUUCAUCUCACCAUCCUGACAACCAAAGUUUCUCCAGGUGUAGGAAGCCCUUGGACCUGCCAGUUCCUUCAGAUCCACAUCAGGCCCCCCGGAUAUGGAACCAGGAAAUGAGACAUUUGACUCAUCAGGCUCCCCACCCUCCUGCGUCUUCCAUGAGAAUUUCAAGCAUGUGCUUCUGCCCUUGGUGUAUUCGGUGGUGCUGGCUCUGGGUCUGCCCCUGAAUUCCUAUGUCAUUGUACAGAUCUGGCUGUCCCGAAAGGCACUGACCCGUACGGCUAUCUACAUGCUGAACCUGGCCUUGGCCGACCUGCUCUAUACCUGCUCCUUGCCCCUGCUUAUCUACAACUAUGCCCAGGGUGACCACUGGCCCUUUGGCGACAUCUCCUGCCGACUGGUCCGCUUUCAGUUCUACACCAACCUCCAUGGCAGUAUCCUCUUCCUGGCUUGCAUCAGUUUCCAGCGCUACCUUGGUAUAUGCCACCCCCUGUCCACCUGGCACAAGCGCUGGGGCCGUGGCUCGACCUGGCUGGUGUGUGGGGCUGUGUGGCUGGCAGUCUCGGCCCAGUGCCUGCCCACCAUUGCCUUUGCUCAGACAGGAAUACAACGGAACCGCACUGUCUGUUAUGACCUGAGUCCCCCGAGCUUGUCUGCCAACUAUCUGCCCUAUGGCAUGGCCCUCACCUUCACUGGCUUCGUGUUGCCCUUCAGCGCUGUGCUGGCUUGCUAUGUGCGCCUUGUGCGCCGUCUCUGCCAGCAAGGUGGCCCUGAGGGGCCAGCAGCAGCAGAGAAGCGGGGGAAGGCAGCUCGUAUGGUUGUGGUAGUGUUGGCAGCCUUUGCCAUCAGCUUCCUACCAUUUCAUGUGACCAAGACUGCCUAUCUGGCUGUCCGAUCGAUGCCUGGGGUUUCCUGCACUGUUCUGCAGACCUUUGCGGCUGCCUACAAGGGCACAAGACCCUUCGCCAGUGCCAACAGCGUCCUCGACCCCAUCCUCUUUUACUUCACGCAGAAGAAGUUCCGCCAGAGCCCCCAGCAGAUCUUGUCCAAGCUAAGUGCUAAGUGGCAGCGGGGACAUUGAGCACAGAAGGGCAAUAACGGGGUCAUGGGCCCCAGAGGGCUUAGCCGGGCAUCAGCUCUAGGUUGUCCCCCUGUGCUGCCCUAGGGUCAACUCCUUCAGACAGCAGUGAACCCAAUGACAACUGUAACCUCCUCCCCCAAGGGAGAGAUGUGCCCAGAGACUGCUGAGGAUCCCAGUGGCCUGAGGAAACUUGGGGUGAAGUGGCAAAGAACGCUAGACUGGAAGUCAGAGAUCCUGGUUUCAGAUCCUGGUUCUACUUCCUACUUCCUAUGUGUGACCUUGGGCAAAUCACUUAACUUUUCUGGGCCUCAGUUUCCCUGAAAGGAUUGGGUAAUUUCAAGGGGAAGAGAUGUGAAGAUCCAGCUCUGUAGGCACUCUGCUCUGGAGCAUGUGGAACAAAAGGAAUCCCUCUGGGAUCUGCAGUGAUUUUCAAACUCCCAGCUGUGGCCCAAAUCGAUUCACACUCAUCACUUAUUUAUUGAGCACUUCCUUACUCUGUGUGGGGAGUUGGGAACAAAAAGAAGUGUGAUAGAGCAGAGAGAGCCUGAGGAAUAGAGCAGAGGAGGGACCUGGGUGUGAGUCCAACCACCAUCUUACUGUAUGACCGUGAAUAAGGCUACCCUCCUCGGAGGGCCUCCUCUGCUUCCCCAGACACAGAAGGAGGUGAGUGGGCUUACUGUGAGGAUCAAAUGGUGCAGUCAUGGUAAAGCACUUACAGUAAGAGCUAUAUCCACAUUAACAACCAUCAUGACAAUGACGGCGACAGUGGUGGUGAUGAUGACAAUAUGAUCGCCAAGGUUCCUUCCAGCUCCAAACGAUAUGAUAUGAUCCUGAGUGGCUCCCACCCUCACGGAGCUCAGAUUUAUGGGAGGCAGCAAGGGAUGGGGCUAGGGGUGAAAGGGUGGGAAUAUAAGACACAAACAUGACCACUAGGCCAAAUGUGCUAAGGGCCCAGUGAGGAUAAAGAGGCGGAGCUAUAGGAGCUGCUUGCUAAUCCUAAAACCCAAGGACCCCGAUCCUCCCUCUCCCACCACCAAACAUGCUCCUAAGCCUGCUUGACUUCAUGAGCCUCAGUUUUUUCAUCUGUAAAGUGGGAGUGUUAAUACCUAUAAUACUUACCUCACAGGGUUGUUGUGAGGCUUGGAUGAAAUAUUGUAUGUAAAGUGUCAGCAAUCUUUACAAUGUCAUACGAACA
Messenger RNA from Dromiciops gliroides (monito del monte), 2753 nucleotides. It is a transcript of the gene P2RY6, whose product is annotated as pyrimidinergic receptor P2Y6. Gene Ontology annotation, cellular component: plasma membrane. NCBI's taxonomy places the organism in Eukaryota, Metazoa, Chordata, Mammalia, Microbiotheria, Microbiotheriidae. The transcript is spliced from 4 exons. The record is from RefSeq and is a predicted model, not a curated record. Gene Ontology annotation, molecular function: G protein-coupled ADP receptor activity; G protein-coupled UTP receptor activity; G protein-coupled UDP receptor activity. Bases 578 to 1558 code for a protein of 326 amino acids. Gene Ontology annotation, biological process: cellular response to pyrimidine ribonucleotide; G protein-coupled receptor signaling pathway.